AUGUCCAAAUUCGGCGCAUUAGUGAUGGGUCCGGCAGGAGCCGGCAAAAGCACAUUCUGCAGCGCCCUAAUCCAACAUCUCCAAACCACCCGCCGCAGCUGCUUCUACGUCAACCUCGACCCAGCCGCCGAAUCCUUCGCCUACGAGCCAGACCUGGACAUUCGCGAACUCAUCACGCUGGAAGAUGUAAUGGAGGAGCUGGAACUUGGCCCAAACGGCGGUCUAAUCUACUGCUUCGAGUUCCUGCUACAGAACCUGGAUUUCCUAUCAGAGGCGUUGGACCCGCUCAGCGAAGAAUACUUGAUUAUUUUCGACAUGCCGGGGCAGAUCGAGCUGUAUACGCACGUGCCGCUAUUACCGUCACUAGUGCAGUUUCUGAGCAGACAGGGUCCGUUAAAUAUCAGUCUUUGUGCAACGUAUUUGCUUGAGAGUACGUUUGUGGUUGAUAAGGCGAAGUUCUUUGCGGGCACGCUGAGUGCCAUGUCGUCCAUGUUGAUGCUGGAGAUGCCGCAUAUCAAUAUCUUGAGUAAGAUGGACCAGGUGCGGGAUAUGAUCUCGCGCAAGGAGUUGAAGAGGUUCGCGAAUGUGGAUGUGCAGUUGCUGCAGGAUAGUGAGGGUACUGAGGACGCAGCGGGUGAUCCCUUGUCGAAGGAUGCGUUGAUGAGCGGGGGGUCAUUCCAGCAGCUGAAUCGGGCCGUUGCACAGUUGAUUGAUGAUUUUAGUAUGGUUUCAUUCUUACGGCUGGAUGCGCAGGAUGAGGAUAGUGUUGCAGGCAUCUUGAGCCAUAUCGAUGAUGCUAUUCAGUAUCACGAGGCGCAGGAACCAAAGGAGCCCAAGGAUGAGCAGGAAUUCGAUCUAGAGGAUGGAGAUGAGUAA
Aspergillus ruber CBS 135680 is the source of this 876-nucleotide messenger RNA. Its product is annotated as putative signal sequence-binding GTPase GPN3. The transcript has a single exon. Gene Ontology annotation, molecular function: GTPase activity. NCBI's taxonomy places the organism in Eukaryota, Fungi, Ascomycota, Eurotiomycetes, Eurotiales, Aspergillaceae. The record is from RefSeq and is a predicted model, not a curated record. The coding region runs from base 1 to 876 and encodes 291 amino acids.